Messenger RNA from Bactrocera dorsalis (oriental fruit fly), 2237 nucleotides. RefSeq names its product DNA-directed RNA polymerase III subunit RPC3 (gene Polr3C). The record is from RefSeq and is a predicted model, not a curated record. The transcript has 7 exons. Gene Ontology annotation, biological process: DNA-templated transcription. NCBI's taxonomy places the organism in Eukaryota, Metazoa, Arthropoda, Insecta, Diptera, Tephritidae. Bases 151 to 1719 code for a protein of 522 amino acids. Gene Ontology annotation, cellular component: RNA polymerase III complex. Gene Ontology annotation, molecular function: single-stranded DNA binding.
UGGCAACGUCUCACAUCUGGUUAAACAGCUGACGAAGUGUAAAUUAUUUGUUGCACGCUUUAUGCUACAGAUACUUAAUAUUUUUAAACAAAGCAUUAAAUUAACAAAUAAUUGUAUUAAAUGUGAGAACGUGUAGCUGCUGCCUCCAAAAUGUCUAUAGAAUAUGCUAAUCUCUGUUCAGUAGUGGUGAAGCAGGUAUUCGGCGAGACAGUGCAAAUUGUUGCAGAUUGUUUAUUCUGUGCAGUCUCACGCACAUUACCGGCUAUCUUAAAAACCACAAAACUAUCACGCAAAGAGGUGUCCCUUGCACUGGCGGUGCUUAUUAAAUAUCAACUGGUUGUGUUUAUACCUUGCGAAUCAAACCCUUUCUUGGCGGAGUACUCGUUGAAGCGUGAAGAAAUUUUCAAUAUUCUACGUUAUCCAGGUUAUGUGCAAUUGAUUCAUACAAAGUAUGGUGCAGUUGGUGCUGCCAUUGCAGAGGAGCUACUGCAUGGCGGACCUCAAACAGCUACUAAUGUGCUGCUUAAAUGUAUAGCCAGCUCAGAAGUCAAGGAAAAAGUCGACACCUAUCGUGACAAUUUCUUGACUAUGGUAAGCGAUAAUUAUUUAAUACGUUUACCACAGCUGAUAACUGGCGAAGAGGAAACUAUACCGAAAUUUCAAAUUGAUGCUUAUCAAUACUUUGUGCCACCAGAUAUAAAUCUACAUUUCAUCGCACAAGUACAAGCUGGCAAAGAAAAUGUGGAAAAAGCUGCAGAUGCAGGCAUUUUUUGGCAGUUAAAUUUCAGUCGUUUCCAUCAGGAUUUUCGGGAUGCGGUAAUGAUCGGUGCGAUAGAGAAGAAACUUGGUGCCAGCACUGGCGAAUGCUUUAAAUAUAUACUAAAACAAAUGUAUGAGCGUACAGAUCCCUGGCAAAAGGAAUGCUCGAAUCCAUUUACACUAGCUGAAAUCAAACAAUUGAUUGAAAAGAAAUCCAACAACCUAGAUUUGAUUAAACAUUUAGAUCAGUACGUCACGCUUAUAGCUGAUGAUCCCUUAUGUUUCAUACGCAAGGUCGGCGAUAUGGGCGGUGGCCAAUAUGUCGUAGAUUUAAAUCGCGCUUUCGAGGAAUUAACAUUGGCUUGGUUUGGGCAUGUAAUAACCGAACGUUAUGGCUCGAAGGCGUCCCGCAUAUUUCGCAUUAUUUACAUGAAGAAAUUCAUCGAGCAAGAAGAGUUGCAAAAGGAGGCGAUGAUACCAGCGCGUGAAGCAAAAUUGCUGUCGUACUACCUAUUUCAAGAUCAAUUUAUACAAAUAAAAACUAUUAGAAAAGCGGGUGGUGGUGGUACGGGACCUGCUAAAGCCUUCUUCUUGUUCCACUUCAAGCCCAGACAGAGCGUGCGCAUGGUCUUAAAUGUUUGCUAUAAAGCUUUAUAUAAUACAAUUGAGCGCUCCAAUUUCGAAAAGUCCGAGCAUAAACGCUUAAUUGAGAAAUCACAAAAGUUAGACAGCAUUGUUGCAACAAUGAAGGAGCGUGGUGAAUCUGCCGAAUAUAUUGACGAGAUACUCGAAACUUUGACGCCGCCCGAGAGAGAGAUACUGGAAAAGGUGAAAUCUCGUCUCAAGACUCUCUCGAAAGCUGAAAUAACCUUAGAUAGUAGCAUAUUUCUAUUACAAAUGUAUCUGUUUCACACGAAAGUGCCAACGACCCUUUCAAAUAAAGACAAGAAGUUGAUGUAAAAAUACACGAUUUUUGUUUAAAUUUAUUUUUAAGUAUAAAAAAUGUAAUUGCCAUUUAAUUUUGAACAAAAUUUGGACUUGUAAAAACUUAAAGUUUAAAAUGAUAACUUAAAGCACUGCAACAGCUGCAGAAAUCUGACUAUAUACAAAUGAAGGAAAAAAGUUGUAAAAGUACAGAAACUCGUGUAUAAAUAUAUAUGUGUGUUCGUAUAAACAUACAGACAUAAAUAUUGUAAAUGCACUGGUCAUAUGAAAACUUGUAAUGUUGUGUAAUAGUACUUACAUAUAUGCUAAACUACAAAUAUUAAUGCUAACUUUAAACUAAAACUAAAUUAAAUUAAACUCUUUUACGAUGCAAUGAAUCGCAAAUGAAUGAGCUAUUAUAGUUAGAUCGCUGAAAAUGGUGACGAAAGUGAUGUGUUGUGUAUGAUAGAACUUUAACUACCAAGGAGAUUUCAAUAACUUUAUUUUUUUUACGAUUCGAGCGUCACGUGCAGUUACUUAAGGGGCACACCGAG